UAUUAUUAUAUAGAUAGCCUUGGGUCCGGUAGUCUCUAUUCACAUUACUAUUAAAUUACAAACAUGAGACGGAAAGUAGAUAAAAUUUUACAAGAAAUAUUUUACAAUGUUCAGUUUAAUAAAACUAACCACGUAAAUAACUUGAAAAAACUAAAGAAAUGUUAUGAACAGGCUAACUUUGAAGAAUUCUGGAACUCAUUUGAGUCGUGUUUUAGAGUUCCUCUCAGCAUUGCUCAACAUCAUGUAAGAAUUUUAAAUACUUUGGAAUUUGUUGCCAAAUUUAUUACCAGUUUAUACACAGUGUCAAAUGAUGAAGAAGAAGAAACAGAAUUAUGCCCCUUUCUUGUUAAAAUUUUUAACUUUAUUCUUACAAAUCAUUGUGCUAAAGAUCCAGCUGUGAGAUUUCGCAUUUGUCAUUUCUUAAAUAUUUUAUUGAAUUCUAUGGGAGAUCAAGCUUUUAUAGAUGAUGCUCUCUGUGAUAAAAUUACUGUGUCCAUGAUGGACCGUGUAUUGGAUAAGUCACCAAAAGUUAGAACACAAGCUAUUUUUGCAUUACAUAGACUCCAAGAUCCAACGGAUGAUCAAUGUCCAGUUAUAAAAAUGUAUAUGUUCCAUGCUACAAGAGAUCCAAAAGCAGAGGUUCGUAGAGCAGCAUUAAUGAGUAUGGGAAAGAAUCAAAAAACUUUGCAAGUGGCAUUAAAACGUACCAGAGAUGUGAGCGAUAAAGUACGGAAAAUGGCUUAUGAAUUCAUUAGCAAAGUUACAGUAAGAUCGUUGACUAUUACACAAAGAGAUCAAUUAUUGAAUGAUGGUUUGAAAGAUAGAUCAGAAAUAGUUAGAAAAUGUGUAGAGAAUACUCUACUACCAUCGUGGUUAAGACAUUUUAAUGGCGAUUUUAUCAGUUUAAUAAGGGCCCUUGAUGCUGAAAUUGGUACAGAUGUGUCCACAAUAGCUUUAGAAACUUUAUUCAAGAACAGUGCAUUAAACACACUAAUGGAACAAUUACCAAUAAAUAAGGAAACAAAAUUAAUCCCAAUAGAUAAACUGGGUAGUGAGAAUGUAUUGUACUGGAAAUGUUUAAUAAAACAUCUUUACCGCGAGUCUUAUACAGAACAGCUGGAGAUAAUUUUACCUGAGUUAUCUGUAUUUUGUGCAUAUAUUUCAGACUUUAUAGCAUCGAUAUCCAUAGAUCAAAAUGAAAUGUGGGUAAACGAAAUGCAAAAAUUCAUUCUUUUACAACUAUUUGAGAUAGUAACUACAUAUGAUUUAUCUGAUGAAGUUGGAAGACAAAAAUUGAAUGAAUUAAUAUGUAACACAUUAAUGAGUUCCUACUGGUCUGAAAAAAUCAUACAAUGUACAGUGACACAUUUACAGAAAGUUAUACCAGAUGUAAAUACUAGAUUAGAUGUUUUGGCUAACAUAAUCAGUGAUAUCAGAUUACCUUUGAAAGAACCUACACAAAGUAACCAAGUGUCUGAAACACAACAGCAUGACAUGAACUUGAAGAGAGCAAAACUCAAAGUGAGAUUGUUGGAACUGAAAGAGGAAGAAUAUCAAGCUAUACAAAACAAACAAUAUUUGAAGGCAGACCAAUUGAAGAAUGAAAUAGAUAAACUAAAUGAAGAAAUCAUGAAACUGUCAGAAGUACCAGAACUACCAACGGUUAUAGAAGAUAUCAAGGAAAAGAGUGAUCCAGAAACAAUGAUUAAAUGUUUAAGCAUAAUAUGCACUAUGAUGCAGUCAGUGACUUCUUUAACACCAACUCUUAGAAGUCUUAUGCAAAUAGCUAUCAAUAGUUUAGAUGAUGCCAAUGACAAUGUUCAUAUAUUGGCAAUAAAAGCAGUCAGCAUUUGUUCUAUAUUAAAUAAAGAACUGGCUAAACAGCAUAUCAUGAUGUUGUUUUUCCAAUUUUCUUUGGAACAAGAAAACCCGGAAAUUUGGAUUGUAACAUUAAAAGGAAUUUUCGAUCUUUUAUUGUUGUAUGGACUCGAAUAUUUUGAUAUUUUGGAAAAUUCAAAUGAUACUACCAGUAGGACUGAAAAAUCUCGUACUGUGAAAUUGUACACGGAAACUGACAAGGAAAUUUCUCUAUCAUCAACUCAACAAUCUAGUACAGAACAAACCAACUGUAAUUUUAUUCAAAUUUUAGCAAGAUUAUUAGACAAUGAGAAUCAAGGAUUACGAACGAUUGCUGCUGAAGGUAUUUGUAAAUUGUUAAUUAAUCAACGAAUCAGUAGCUCAAAUUUAUUAUCGAAAUUAAUUCUGUUAUGCUAUAACCCAAUGAAUGACAAUGACUUUUAUUUACGACAAUGUUUGAGCGGAUUCUUCGAUAAUUUUAUAUUACGUGUACCGGAUGCGCAAGAAAUGUUUGAAGAAGCCUAUCUGCCGACAUUACAAGUCUUAUGCAACGCACCUGAUAGCAGCCCCUUGCAGGAAAUUGAUCCCUACGAAGUGUCUAAAUUUAUGUUGAAUAUAACCAGAUAUGGGAUUAAGAAAUCUGGCACAGACAAUUGCGUUCACAAGAAUCUUGCAUUUACUAUUUUAGUGGAAGUACUGAAUCCAAAUAGUAAAAUUAAUCAAGAAGUUCUUAUUAAAUCUUUGAAAAAUUUACAUUUAGAAAUAGAUGACAACGCGUCGAAAGAAAAUUUACUCAUAGCUAUUGAUAAAAUUGUUGAAAUAGUGAAAGAUAACGACAGGCGCUUAUUCAAUCAUAUAGAGGCUUUUAAACAAAAGUUAGUAACUCCGAAUGCUGUUGACGAGCCAGAAGAUGAAGACACCGAAACCGAUGACUGAAAGUUAUCUGAUAAUUAAUAAGAAAUAUUUAUUAUACAAACAAACAAGGAAUUUUAUUCACUGUAUUUAAAUACAAUAUUUUUUAAUAAAAAAGAUUUUUAAAAUUUUUCGUUAGCUGCAAUAUCGUUUCAAAUAUUUCACAGUAGAUGGUACAGUUCGCCUGUUCCCAGAUGGUAACCACUCUAUUAGUUAUCUGGGUCAAGGGGCAAGGGGAGACGUCCACUCACCGUGCUUGACCCGAUUGUUAUGGCAACUGUUGCGGCAUGUCUUUUUUACUGGCCGAGCCACGGGACGAAGAAAGCAGACGACCAAUAAUCAAGGACAUGCCGCAACUGAGCCACCAUAAUAAUCGAACCGAGCGCGGCGAGUGGUCGUCUCCCUUUGCCCUCCGACCCGAAUAGCCAAUCCAGUGGGUACCAUGUGGGAAGAGACGCACUGUACACAAGUUUGUUUAUGGAUACUUCAAACGGCUUGCUGUCACUAUUUUGUACGGUUAUCGAAGUACUAAGCGCAGAAUUGAGUUUGAUAAUUAUGGAGAAACUUGAAAAACCGCAAAUCAUUUGCCAUAUUGAAAAAUCAGUGAAUUACUCCUUAUUCGAUGCGAAAUGGAUACCGUGCAGCGCGAAGUUUGUGGUUAUGGGCUCUCGGCCGCGUGGUAGUGGGAUUAUACAAAUUUACGAAAUUUCCAGCGGUGAAUUAAAACUCCUGAAAGAUGUUGAAAGAUCACAACCAAUAAAAUGUGGAACUUUUAAAGCCUCCAGUUUAAAGGAUAGAUACUUGGCGACCGGUGAUUUUCAGAAGACUUAAAGUCACCUUUAUUAGGGUAAACUAAAUAUCUACAACUUAGAAGAUCCUUCAAUCCCAAUUUACACAGUCAAUGCCCACAAUGAGAUUAUAAAUAGCAUUGAUGGUGUGGCUGGACAAAGUAUUGGAUGUGGAGCACCUGAAUUAGUAACUGGUUCCAGGGAUGGAAGU
Nomia melanderi (Alkali bee) is the source of this 3768-nucleotide messenger RNA. Lineage: Eukaryota; Metazoa; Arthropoda; Insecta; Hymenoptera; Halictidae. The record is from RefSeq and is a predicted model, not a curated record.